GCUGUGGCGUAUGGAACACUCCAUCCGUGCAACUCACGUUCAGUUGUCCGUUGCAUUUAAUACAUGCUGACAAACCUGUAGUCGUAUUUCUAUGUUACACUAGCAGUUGCAUCUAAAACUGUUCGCAAUUUUGAAAGCCGUAUACGAAUUGCGGAAACAGGACGUUCUUGUAUCAAAGGUCGUCGACACGCCUUACUUCGUCCUUAUUAGAAACACCAAACUAAUACUUUGGACAUACAUGUGAUGUCCUAACCCAUAUUGCAUCGCCCCAGUUACCAUAUCUGUAUAAAUAACCAGUGGCACCUAACUUCCACCAUGAAUCUACUCCCCAGAAGACGAAGCGUCGUCAUCAAGAUUCUUGUGCUCGUGUUAGUCACGUGGUUUUUGUUCACAGUACUUAUAACUUAUAACGAUAAAGUGACUACUGAUAAAGACAUCGAAAUAAGAAACGCUCCUAACAAGAACGUGAUUUUAGUAAAUAAAAAACUUGCAGAAAUCAACAGACUAGCUUUCAAAAAUUAUAAAUCUGUAUCUUCACAACCGCCAGGAGUCCACCACAAGUAUGAUAAUAAAAGUGUGGUAGCCGACGUCCCUGGGAGCCAAGAUCAUGAAGUACUUCCGCUACCCAGAGAUCCUGUUAAUAAAAGUGUGGUAGCCGAUGUCCCUGGGAGCCAAGGUCAUGAAGUACUUCCCUUACUCAGAGAUCCUGAUGGUCCAGGGGAGAUGGGAAAACCAGUGAAACUGAAUAAUUUGACACAGUCUCAACAAGCGAUGGUAAAGCAAGGAUGGGAUAAGAACGCUUUUAACCAAUAUGUUAGUGAUCUUCUAUCUCUUCAUAGGAGCCUUCCUGACGUCAGAGAUAAGGAAUGUCGAGGCAUCAAAUAUUUGGACAUCUUACCACAGACUAGUGUUAUUGUAUGCUUUCACAACGAAGCUUGGAGUGUCCUUUUGCGGACAGUUCACAGUAUCCUCGACAGAUCACCUCAACACCUAAUCAAGGAAGUUAUUCUGGUAGAUGACUUUUCUGACCAACCCCACCUUCUCCGCCAGUUAGAUGACUACGUGACUCGGCUUCCUAAGGUCCGAGUGGUCCGAGCUCGCCGGAGGGAGGGACUGAUCAGAGCUCGGCUUCUAGGAGCGUCUGUAGCUACAGCAACCGUCCUGACUUAUCUGGACUCCCAUUGUGAAUGUACCGAAGGGUGGUUGGAGCCCCUGUUGGACCGUAUUGCACAAAAUUCUACAACAGUGGUUUGUCCAGUGAUUGAUGUAAUCAAUGAUGAUACAUUUGAGUAUCACUUCAGAGAUUCUAGUAGUCUGAAUGUUGGUGGAUUUGAUUGGAACCUUCAGUUUAACUGGCAUGGGAUUCCAGAUAGAGAGAAAAAACGCCGCAAGCACCAAUGGGACCCUGUGUGGUCUCCAGCAAUGGCAGGGGGAUUGUUUGCUAUUGACAGGACGUUUUUUGAAACACUUGGAACUUAUGAUAGUGGGUUUGACAUAUGGGGAGGAGAGAACUUAGAACUAUCUUUUAAGACAUGGAUGUGCCAUGGAACAUUAGAAAUAGUUCCUUGCUCUCAUGUGGGUCACAUCUUUAGGAAAAGAAGCCCCUACAAAUGGAGGUCAGGGGUAAACGUACUGAAGAGAAACACAAUUCGACUGGCAGAGGUCUGGCUAGAUGAUUAUGCUAAGUAUUACUACCAAAGGGUAGGCUACGACUUGAUAUGUAUUGGGUGUGAUCAUUUCGAUUUGCAGGGUGAUUUUGGAGACGUAAGUUCAAGGAAAAAGUUGAGAAAAAAGUUAAAAUGUAAAAGUUUUGAUUGGUACAUUAAAAAUGUCUAUCCAGAACUCUUUGUACCUGGAGAUGCUGUUGCUUCUGGAGAGGUACGCAAUUUGGGCGAAGGGUCCACCACGUGCCUUGACAGCCCUGCCCGUAGGGACGACCUUUACAAACCUGUAGGUCUCUAUCCUUGUCAUCGACAGGGUGGCAAUCAGUACUGGAUGCUUAGUAAACGAGGAGAGAUCAGAAGAGAUGAAGCUUGUUUAGACUUUGCGGGUCAAGAUGUGAUACUCUAUCCUUGUCAUGGUUCCAUGGGCAAUCAGCAGUGGAUUUAUAACCCAAAUAAUCACAGUAUUCAGCAUGGUAGCAGUCGUAAGUGUCUGGAAAUGGCACCUGAUAAACAAAAUGUGUUUAUGAAGGAAUGUACAAACAGCUCUCUUCAACGGUGGAUGUUCCAGAAUUACAACCCGUCCAAAUCAGUAAAUCUAUUUAUCUAUUCUUAAAAGAUACUGGAAACCAUAAAGUUGCCACACUAUAUACUAUGCUCAUUUGGCAUGAGGAUCUAUCAUUCCAUCUCAAACCAAACACUAGGAUUAUGAGGAUAGUUUUGUAUAGCUAUUAACUUGGAAUUGUAUUGAGAGAUAUGACAUGGCAUAUAAAUUUAUAUUUGUUAAGGUAGUGUUAUGUGUGUUAUCUGAAAAGCACCCAAAGUGCCCUUCUGACCUCUCAGUAAUUAUGUUUUGAAGGCUGUGGAAUUUAGUGUCAAUCCUCCAAUGGUCUUCUUUAAAUAAAAUAUUAAUUAGGGAGGAGAAUUAUCACAUAUAUUGGUGUGUGCUUAUAAUUAAUUAAUUCAUUAUAUAUAUUUAUAUAUAUAAUGACACAUGAAGACUGUUGCUAUAACUG
Limulus polyphemus (Atlantic horseshoe crab) is the source of this 2677-nucleotide messenger RNA. RefSeq names its product putative polypeptide N-acetylgalactosaminyltransferase 9. Bases 316 to 2277 code for a protein of 653 amino acids. Gene Ontology annotation, cellular component: Golgi apparatus. The transcript has 11 exons. NCBI's taxonomy places the organism in Eukaryota, Metazoa, Arthropoda, Merostomata, Xiphosura, Limulidae. The record is from RefSeq and is a predicted model, not a curated record.